AUGAGAAAUGAAUUAUCACUUUCCACAAAUGGUGGACUUGAUUUUACCAAAGAUGAUGAGAAUGUGAACUCUCAACCAUUUAUGCGUUGGAGAGACCGUUUCUUAUUUUGUACCGAAGCUAUUUAUAAAUCACAGGCUGAAACAGGUGAAAUCAAAGGACAUUAUUUGAAUGCUACUGCGGGUACAUACGAACAAAUGAUGAAAAGAGCUAUAUUUGCCAGAAAAAAAAAAAGAGAAUGA
Messenger RNA from Raphanus sativus (radish), 240 nucleotides. RefSeq lists its product as uncharacterized. Bases 1 to 240 code for a protein of 79 amino acids. The transcript is spliced from 2 exons. The record is from RefSeq and is a predicted model, not a curated record. NCBI's taxonomy places the organism in Eukaryota, Viridiplantae, Streptophyta, Magnoliopsida, Brassicales, Brassicaceae. Gene Ontology annotation, biological process: carbon fixation. Gene Ontology annotation, molecular function: magnesium ion binding; ribulose-bisphosphate carboxylase activity.